Messenger RNA from Hydatigera taeniaeformis, 6084 nucleotides. Lineage: Eukaryota; Metazoa; Platyhelminthes; Cestoda; Cyclophyllidea; Taeniidae. The record is from the annotation of a GenBank genome assembly.
AUGAGAAAGAAAUCCGUUGCGACUAAGCUUAUCGUGAAUCCCGAUUUAGCUAGUUCUGCCUUCUCUGCCGAACCCAAUGCAGUUGCUGACUCUAGCGCUUUUAAUGAGGCAGAAUCUGAACAUGUAAAAUCUAACCGAGAUUCGGAUGCAGUCAAUGAUCAACCGAUUUUCUCUACUGAUGCUACCGGCAACAUCGUUCUAUCUGAUGGAACUCCCGUUGUCCAACCAGCUGGUGUCGAGGAAACACAAGGUUGCUCCUUCCAAUUUGACCUUCAAGAUGGUGUUUUACCAAGAAAAUCGCUCCCUUGUACUUUUCAAGUCGGUGGUGUGGAUACCGUUAGAUGCACUAGUUGUGCUGUUCGCAUUAGUCCGUUUGCCUGUGCAAUGCAUCCUCAUCUGAGCGUUAUUGUCUGCAAGCGAUGUUUAAAAUUCUAUGGGAGGGGCGAAUUUGCUAGGGACGUGGAUGGCAAAGAUGAAAAUUGUAGGUGGUGUGGAGAUGGUGGGGACCUUAUAUGUUGUGACUCAUGUUCCAAUACCUUCUGUAAAAGCUGUAUAAAACGAAAUCUUGGCAGAUCAUUCUUACAGAACAUUGAAGAUCUGAAUGAUGAUGAUUCUUGGAAUUGCCUUAUAUGCAACCCAUCCGUCUUGGUGCCGUUACAGCAGGAGUGUCUGGAGGUGUGUUCUCCAUUGCAAUCUAGUUAUGCUUUUAAAGGAAGAGUUAUAGGUCACGUCGCUGGAAAACCAAGUCAGGACUCUUCUAAGGCAUCUAUUGCUGUCAAGGCUUCGAAUUCGUAUCCGUCUGACAUCUCUAAUACCUGUGAAUGGUACUUAAAAAAUACGAGCGUUGCGGAAAUUCUCAACCAGAUAUCAAGCAUUCAUCCUUCCAUCAUACGUCCUGUGAUCCAAUCUCUCCGUUUCUGCGUCGAAACAUUCAGCAGUGACAUCAGAAAUGUAGAGGCGACUUUAUCGCGGGCGAGAACUCCCGAGGAAGUGCAGGAGAUUGUGCGCUCUUUUCAGAACAUCUACCGGUUUCAUCUACUUGGUCGGAUCGCUAAUGUAGUUUCGCAGGUCAAUGCAGAUCUGAGGACGAAGGCUUCGACAUGCUCUUCACAGGUAGCAGAAUUGACUGAUACCAUUGAUCUAACCGACGAUCUGGAGCCCACCGUGCGGCCGACCAAUGGACAUCAUCUGCCGGAAACGAAGUUGGCUACUCCUGCAUCUGCUAGCGCUACUAGGCGAAGGCGCGGAAGUGGUGCCAAUUCAGCCUCCAGCACUUCUCCUUCAAAAAAACGGCGGAAAACCCUGGCCAACUCUGCAGUUCGAUUCAGGGUUACUUCUCCCACUCUAUUGCCUUCGGUGUCACACGAGAUGACGGGGGUGAAGUGGAAUUCGGAAACAGAUGGCAUUGGGUCUCAUUCUCCUCCAUCACCGACUGUGGGCUUGGGCAGAGCAAGCAUUGAGAUUCAAAAGCCUACAAGCUCCAAACACUCUGAUACUUCCGUGCCUAACAGAAUGCUUUGUGGAAGCUUGUAUUCUUUCGACUCAAGAAAUAACGCCUCUUUGGGAACGCUUCGGCACGUCCGUUCCCAGGAAUCGCGUCCCAAUGUAAUUAAAGAUGGUGAAUCCAUCACCAUAUCCUCGGAUUCUGACGGCUCUGAGUCGGCCACAGACUCUAAGCAGAACCAGUCUCGCCGACAAAAAUGCGGCUGUAUUCAUAUUCUGGAGAUUAAUGUGUUUAAUUUUUUUUUUGUUUUCAGUGCUAGCAAUCCUGUGAUAUCUGAACAAGUCAUGUAUCCUCAUUCUCUUGUGAAUGUUACCAAUCAGCAUCUCACUAACACACCCGCAUUUACCGAUGAAAUAAUGAUCCUCUCUUCCUCCUCUUCUUCCCCGGAAAAAACUUUUUCUAAUUCCAUUGUUCAACGGCAAAAGGUCGAACUCUUUGCUUCUGGUGAAGGAACUAGUAAAGGGGUCAACAAUGAUGGGUUGCUGAGUGCUUUAAAUAUGACCAAAGGAGAAGGCAAAUACAAAAUUGGUAUUGGUCCUUCUACUUCAACUGAAAAGGAUCACUCCAGCUUCACCGUUGGGUGUGCUGGUACAGCUUCUGAUUCUGACGACGAAAAAGUUUUCAAGUCGGAGGAAAGCAAGCCAACGAGGAUAAAGUGGAAAGAAGAUGUAGAUGCUCUUAAUUACGAAAAUAAACGCGAAGUCACUCCUGAUUUUUCCAUCGGAUGUAAUAGAGUUAAACCGGUUGCUCGACGUCGGAGGAUAACUUCUUCUGGUUCUGACGAUGAAGGCAAUGAGAUGGCCGAUAAUAAAUUUAUGGUGUCUCGAGAAGGCGGGGAGAUAAAUAUGAAUCAAAAAAACGAAUGCGAAGUCAUUUCUCAACCUACCACUGAAAAUAGUAAGAAGAGACCCACAUUGCGACGUCGGAACAUCGGUUCUUCAGGUUCUGAUGAGGAAACGAUAAAAAAGGCGGGUGGAGGCGGGUCCGCGGAAAUUGGACGUGGAGAUGACGAGGUGGAAGUCGAUAAAUCGAGAAAACGUGGGCGCUCUAUGAAACAUCGUUUGCGUCGGCAUCGAAGGUCUUCAAGUGCUAGUAGCACUAGUAGUGGCAAUACUCACAGUAGUCUCUCAGAUAAUCAUCCUGGUGAGUCUGAUGGGAUCAAGAAAGGAAGAAGGGGUAGAAACAAAAAAGAUGCUUGGGAAAAAACGAAAAGAGAUGUUUGUGAAGAGAAAGAAGAAGAGGCAGUGGAGGAGGGUGAUGAUGUUGACGACAAGGAUGGUAAAAGAGGAAGGAAGAAAAUCAGGAAAAUUUUGAAGGAUAAAAAGCUCUCCUCUGAAACCAAAAAUGCAGAAGCUCUUGAACGUGAGAGGCGAAAACGUCUUGAAGAACGGCAGAGAUUGUACAACAGCGUGCUGGACGAUACGGACGAAGCAUCUGCAUCAAAGAAUUCGCGCCUGAUUCUCGAUUUCCGGAAGGAUUCUGAGGAGCCUCUUGUCGAAGUACAUCCAGAUCUUGUUAAGCAUCUGAAACCCCACCAAGUGCAAGCCGUGCGUUUCCUUUACGACAACAUAAUUGAGUCUGUGGAGGAGCACAAGGAGAACAGAAGUAGGCUUAGUGGCGCCAUCUUAGCGCAUUGUAUGGGGCUGGGUAAAUCGCUUUCUACAAUUACCUUCAUCCACACCUUACUGAUGCACAAGGAAAUUGGUCUGGGAAUAAGCACGUGUCUCAUUCUCUGUCCGGUGAACACCCUUCUUAACUGGCACCGGGAAUGGCGGCACUGGAUGCCAGAGAAUGCAGAAGUCAAUGUCUAUGAGCUGGCAACGGCGGUCGCCAACAAUUUCCGUAUCGAUGUCAUUCGUCAUUGGUACUCUGAGGGUGGAAUCCUUCUGAUGGGCUAUGAUAUGUACCGCAAUAUCACUACCUCGUUGCUCAAAAAGACACGUAAGCAGGCCUAUAAGAAGCUCAUUCCGACUGCUCUCAUCGACCCAGGACCGGAUGUUGUGGUCUGCGAUGAGGGGCACCUACUGAAAAACUGCAAAACUGGUGUCACCAAAGCAAUAAACAACCUCAAAACACCAAAACGAGUCAUCCUCACUGGCACUCCACUACAGAACAACCUUUCUGAGUACUGGACAAUGGUAAACUUUGUGAAACCGAAUCUGCUGGGAUCUGCUAGAGAAUUCGCCAACCGUUUCGUGAAUCCAAUCAAAAAUGGUCAGCAUUCGAACUCCACUCAACGUGAUGUUCAGCUUAUGAAGAAACGCGCCCAUGUUCUCUUUAAAACUCUUGACGGAUGUGUACAGCGGAGAGACUACGGCUGUCUAACUCAAUAUCUCCCACCCCGCUUGGAAUAUGUUUUGAAAAUUCGCCUCUCCAAAGUGCAGUGCGAAUUAUAUCGGGCUUUCCUGCAGCACCGCAUAGAAAGGGGUGUCUCAGGUUCAGGGGACGACCAACGAAAUACACUUUUCCGUGAUCAGCAAACCCUUUACCGGGUUUGGACCCAUCCCUACACCCUCCGGAUGCACGAGACCCGCGAGGCUAGGAGGCUUCUCUUAGAAGAUUCGACGAGUGAGGGUGAAGAAAAGGUGGACGAGGAUGAAAGCAGCACCAGUGUUUCUGAGUUGGAAACCGAUUCUGGUAGAACCAUCAAUUCUGGAUCCGAUUCCGUAUCUUCCAGUUCAGACGUUGUUGCGACCAAGGCUACUUCGACGUCUUCUCGUUCAACACGAGCACGACUCCGCCAAAUGCGAAGAAACGCGAGUGUAGUGGACAUCUCUGAUAGUGAAGACGAGGCUAACCAGCGAGCAUUGACGAACGUAGAGCAGGGAACGAGGCACGAGAAUCAGACUAAUGGCAACUCAAAUAACGAGAGUGAAAGCGACCUGCUGAAGCCUUGGUGGUACGCCUUCUAUCGAGACGAAUACGAUCUGCGUAUCGAUGUGGGUGCCAAGUUGAGUGCUCUCUUCUUCAUUCUCAAAAAGUGCUCCGAAAUCGGUGAUAAAGUCCUUAUCUUCUCACAAAGUCUGUUCUCUCUUGAUCUUAUCGAAUGGUUCCUUGCAGCUAUCGACAGGCAGUGGUGCAUGUCCCAGGGUCUGGAAGUGGAUACAAAUUCAAAGCAAUCACAAGAUUUGGACAAGCUUCUUCAAUCAGAGACAUUUGAGAUGCCUUCUUUGGUUGACUACUUCUCAGACAUGGAUCAAAAUACUUGGAGACGUGGUCACGACUACGAAAGAAUCGAUGGGAGUCUUUCAGCGGUCCAGCGAAACUCUCUACAGACGCGAUUUAAUGGCCCCAGCCAGCGUUUUCGUUUGUUGAUCAUCUCGACUAAAGCGGGUGGUUUGGGUGUAAAUCUGACCGCAGCGAAUCGUUUGGUCAUUUUUGAUGUGUCCUGGAAUCCCAGCCACGAUGUGCAGUCCAUAUUUAGAAGCUAUCGAUUUGGCCAGACCAAGCCAGUUUAUAUCUAUCGCAUGGUUGCGCAAGGCACAAUGGAAGAAAAGAUGUAUGAUCGUCAAGUGACGAAGCAAUCUCUUGCGCUGCGUGUUAUCGACGAACAGCAGAUUGAUAGGCACUUCAAAGAGGAAGACUUAAGAGAGCUCUACAGCUUCGAUCCAGAUGUGUGGGACGCUGAAACAGCAGAGAAAAGACCUCCACCAGCUCUGCCCAAGGAUCGUCUACUCGCCGAUCUUCUCUCAGACCAUCCAGACCUUGUGGUCAGCUACCAUAACCACGAUUCCUUGCUGGAGAACCGGCUAGACGAAGGCCUAUCUGAGGCCGAACGGGCCGAGGCUUGGCGCGAGUAUGAGGAGGAAAAGCGUGUGGGACGCCCAAUGACUGAUUACCAACGACUGCUUCUCAACAAUCCAGAAGCUGCUGCGGCGUUGAUGGCUCAGCGUCAACGUAUUGAGGAGGAGCAGCGUCAGCGUAUGAUGGCCAUGGCUGCUGCUUACGCCGCCGCUACUGCUGGCAAUCGGUUGCCCUAUGCAUCGAUUAACCCCAGUCCUCUCGGGCUCAUUGACUCCAUGUAUACCACUGUUCCAGCUCAUAAUCUUCCUUCUCAUCGACCAGAGUCCUCUGGUUCUAGGCCACAGCCACAACAACAGCGAGAGGCUUUGCGUCCAAUUGCUCCCAGGUUGGGGGCUCUGAAUCCUCAAUUACGUAAACGAGGUAACCUGAGUCUGCACUUAAAAGUAAGAAACACACUGGCCGCUAUCUGGGUCGUGAUGCAAUACAUCUACAUUUCAGAUGUCUUUUGGGAAUCCUUCAAUGCGAUGCGCAACAUGCUCUUGACACGUUAUCCGAUGCUGGCGCGGUCUCCAAGCACACUUCAUGAUAUGGCUCUGCGUCUCUUCGUAAACAGCGUGACUGGUAACGUGACCGCCCAAAACACGCUGGCCAACUCGGACACCGCGACACUGCCUCCAUCGUCGGUGCCCUCUUCUUCUGUCUCUGCGUCCUCAAACCCUGUGGUGGCGCCCAAUCCCGUUCCCAACUGCUCUGAAUCCGUACCCCCCAUGUCAGUCAUCACGAGCACCCCUUUGGUCGUGGACGUCGACAACGAGUCCUCAAAUGAUGACUCCUAA